AUGAAAUGGUCGUGCUUACCCUUCCCAGUGUCAAUUAUUACCGGUGGAUCAAAAUUAUCUUUGGCGCUCGAAAUCAUUAAACAGUUACUGAAUAAAAUAACAAAUGCAGCUUCCAAUAGUUGCGACGAUGAACAUCAAAUUGAAAUGUAUGUAUUUGAUGAAAAACGUUUGCAAUCGUUCAUUAUCGAUUUGUGCAAUGAUAAAGAAGCGAACACCAUAGCGAACAUUGAAAAGCUUCAUAAAGUUGUUUAUAGUCCAUCUUCAGUUGGUUCAGAUAUUUAUGACGCUAUUGACGAACCAUUAGAAUACCUCGCAAGUCAAGCAAUAUCUAAAUACUCUCCCUACUGUUUUACUGAUGGUCGUGAUAAUAGCAGUCAUCAAGUUAUAAAAGAACGAUUAUCAAAUAUUAAAUUUAAUCAAUUCAAUUUUAUUCGAUGUGGUUCUGCUGAAAACGAGUCACCAUUAUUAGCCAGAGAUGCUGAUGCCUGUUUACAUUUAAAAGAUACUAAACAAGUUGAAGGCAAAAGACACAAGAAUUUUUCGAAACAACAGUGA
This is a messenger RNA of Didymodactylos carnosus, 555 nucleotides long. The record is from the annotation of a GenBank genome assembly. Lineage: Eukaryota; Metazoa; Rotifera; Eurotatoria; Philodinida; Philodinidae.